Messenger RNA from Leguminivora glycinivorella, 2627 nucleotides. RefSeq lists its product as uncharacterized. The coding region runs from base 217 to 2526 and encodes 769 amino acids. Lineage: Eukaryota; Metazoa; Arthropoda; Insecta; Lepidoptera; Tortricidae. Gene Ontology annotation, molecular function: nucleic acid binding. The record is from RefSeq and is a predicted model, not a curated record. The transcript is spliced from 2 exons.
AAUGAUGAUUUUUCAUACUUUCUCCCACAUCAUGCAAUUUUGAGAGAAAGUCUCACUACGAAAUUGAGAUCUGUCUUUGACGGAUCAGCUGUCACGAGCUCAGGAAAGUCAUACAAUGACAUUCAGCACAUAGGCCCGGUUGUUCAAGACGAUUUGUUAAGUAUCCUUAUUAGAUUCAGGCAACAUAGAUUUGUUGCAACUUCCGAUGUAGCCAAAAUGUAUAGGCAAAUUUAUGUAAGAGAAGAUCAACGAAGUUUGCAGCAAAUUCUAUGGCGGCCUGAUCCGACACAACAAAUUAAACAGUACAAACUAAAUACAGUUACAUACGGCACGGCCUCGGCUCCCUGGCUUGCGACAAGAACACUCAAACAGAUAGGUAUAGAGUGCAAGGACGAACUUGCACGCGAAACUAUUUUGCAUGACUUUUACGUUGAUGACUACAUCACUGGUCAUGAUGAUGAACAAACAUUAAUACAUACAUGUCAAAAUGUCAUUCAUGAGCUAGAACCUGCUCAUUUUCAUUUACGUAAAUGGCGGUCUAACAAACCAUCCAUUCUGACACAGAUCACAAAUGAAAACAACAAUGAUGAUGAGUUGCUAAAUCUUAAUGAUGAUGAUUAUGCCAAAACUUUAGGCCUACUCUGGGCUUGCAAACGAGACACAUUACUGUUUUCAUUGCCAAACAUUACACAACAAGCUAAAACAAAACGCACAAUUUUGUCCACUAUAGCGCAAGUGUUUGACCCUCUGGGCUUAAUAAACCCUUGCAUGUUACAGGCAAAACUCAUUCUCCAAUCUCUCUGGUCUCAGAAUAUUCCAUGGGACUCUCAAUUACCAGCCGAAAUUGAGUCACAAUGGGACCAGUUUGUCAAAUAUUUGCCAGAUAUAUCUCAAAUUGAAAUUCCUCGUAGAGCAUUGUGCGACGAUUACGUGAAUGUUCAAUUGCAUGCGUUCAGUGACGCAUCUAUGAAAGCUUACGCUGCCUGCGUAUAUUUACGCACUGUGUCAAAUAGCGGUGAUGUAAGUGUACAUCUACUCGUUGCAAAAGGCAAACUGGCCCCACUGAGGCAGCGGCUAAGUAUUCCAAAAUUGGAAUUGUGUGGCAGUCUAUUAGCUACACAAUUAAUGAAAAAGGUUGUCAAUUCUUUACGCCUAAAAGUAGAUUCACUAUAUUUUCACUGUGACUCAACCAUUGUGCUUGGUUGGUUAAAAACGUGCAAAAAGCAACUCAAACAGUUUGUACACAAUAGAGUUAAUGAAAUCACCAACACUUUUGACCCAUCAGCAUGGCACUAUGUUCCCACAGAUAUGAACCCUGCUGACAUAGGGUCUAGAGGUCUAAAUGCUUCACAACUCAAAGAUUCAACUUUAUGGUGGCAAGGCCCUCAUUUCCUACACCAAAGGGACAUUCAAUGGCCCUUGCAGCCACUAAGUGUGGACAUUUCUGAUUUGCCUGAAAUUAAAUCUCAUUGUCAUGUUUCAGCAGCAGCUGUAGAUGUACGUGAAAGCGAUUUCACUGAAAAGUUUUCAAACUUUGGCAAAAUGCUACGCAUCAUAGCUUACAUGUACAGAUUCAUAUAUAAUUGUCAAAAUGCAAACAAACACGUUGGUCCAUUAAGCAUCUCAGAAUUAAGAUUAGCGUUGAUUUUCUUAUGUAAAAAGGUACAAUCAGAAAUGUUCAAUAAACAAAUUUCAUUGCUCAUUAAGGGCACACUCACACCAAAAGAUAAAUUAAUCAAAUUAAAUCCAUUUAUUGACCAGGAUAAUCUUAUCAGAGUUGGAGGUCGUCUAUCCAACUCUAACUAUGAUUAUGAUACAAAACAUCCUAUCUUGCUACAUGCAUCUCACUAUAUAACUAAAACAUUAGUUCGAUACUAUCACAUUGUAUACUUACAUGCAGGACCCCAAUUGCUAUUAUCUACGUUACGUCAUAAGUUCUGGAUAAUAAGCGGUCGCAACCUUUGCCGGAAGACAACACAUGAGUGCUUAACUUGUCUUCGCUUCUCAGGUCGUACAUACCAGCCUAUCAUGAGCCCUCUUCCUGCGCAGAGGUUGCACGCUGAUCACCCUUUCACACACACAGCCACAGAUUAUGCCGGUCCUAUCCUGAUAUCGAACAGAAAAGGCCGUGGCGCUAUACUAAUAAAGGCAUACAUAGUUGUGUUCGUAUGCCUGGCAGUGAGAGCAGUACACCUCGAGCUCGUCACCGAUCUGACGUCUCAAGGUUUCAUUGCCGCUUUAAAUCGAUUUAUUGCCCGCAGAGAGCUCCAGUCCCGCAGCAAGUGGCGCACUCAGGGUGCGCAUCCACAGCUGGGCGAGAUGGUCGUCGUCAAGGAUGACCGCCUCCCACCAAACCGAUGGCUGCUCGGACGAGUCACAGCCAUCCACCCGGGCAGCGACGGCGUCAACCGCGUCGCUGACGUCCUCACCACUACGGGGACCCUGCGCAGGGCCUACAAUCACCUCUGCCCACUUCCAUCGACGUUGGAUCAGGCAGCUCCUGACCCAAGGGGGGCAGCCUGUUAACGCACCUUCCAUGUGUGCGUGAGCGCCGCCGCGCACACAUCGACACGACACCCGCGGGCCCGCGGCCGGCGACAGCCCGCCCCGCCAUCACUCACCGAUCG